Cokeromyces recurvatus is the source of this 1703-nucleotide messenger RNA. RefSeq lists its product as uncharacterized. The record is from RefSeq and is a predicted model, not a curated record. Lineage: Eukaryota; Fungi; Mucoromycota; Mucoromycetes; Mucorales; Mucoraceae. The transcript is spliced from 4 exons. The coding region runs from base 80 to 1633 and encodes 517 amino acids.
UGAAUUUCCUACUCUUGAAGAAGCCACUAACACGGCUUCUACAACAACAACAACAACAACAACAACAAAUGAUAAUAAUAUGGAAAAGUCUACACUAGGCUCUUCUUGGGCUGAAGUUGCACAGCCUCAUUCUGAAAACGCUGCAACUGUACCUAAGAAUGAACAACAAACAAAUAAGAUAAAUCAUGAUCCUAAUGCAUGGGCAGAAAAUAAACAACAUGCUACAUACGCUGAAGUUGUUGAACACGAAGAACAACAAUCUCAAGAGUUUCCUACUCCUCAAGAAAGCCUCAAACAAACAAAUACGGAACCAUUGCCUGCAUCAGGUGGUGUUGGUGAUUUAUUAAAUGACUCUGCUGAAACUACAACUUCAAAAGAUUCUAUUCAGCCACCAAAUCCUAAUAGAUCAUUUGCCGAUGUAGCUUCUAACAAAGAUUUUCCUAAACCUCAACAUGAUAUGAAUAAUCAAAUAAACCAGGAUCAGCCUCCUCUGUCUGAUAUACCAGAUGUCAAUGAUAUGUUACAACAGCCUUCUGUUCAUGUUCCACCUGUUCCUCCUUCACAAAGUUUUGCUAAAGUAGCUGCAAAAGAAAUUCCACCUGAAAAUCAACCUUUAAGUGAUCGUACUCAAGAGCUCAUAAAAAAUCAACUUCAAGAAAAAGAAGAUUCAUUGGCUAUCAAUGAUGAUAAUUUCCCUACCUUAGCUCAAUCGAAUUUAAUGGCAGAAGAAAAGGCUGACAAAGAAGAAAAGGCAAUGUAUUCCGAAAUUUCAAGAUUCAAUCAAGUAGGAGAAGAAGAAGAUAUAUAUAAAGAAUCAAAUGUUGACUCUCAAUUAAAGAAAUCAUUUGCUGAUGUUACUGGCUCUAAUCUUGAAAAUGCACCCCCUCCCGCUGUUUCUCAUGUAGAUCAGCAUCCAGUUUAUGAUGAAGAAACUGUUUAUUUGGAGAGAGCUAAGCAAGAUGAAAGAAAGCAUCUUCAAAAUGAACAAGGAAAUAAUGAACAACUUAUUGAAGAAGAGAAGUUAAAACAAGUUGAGCCUACAAAAGAACAAAAGGAACAAGAGGAAAAGGAAAAUAAAGUAUAUGAAAAGAGUAAAGAGAUUGUCAAAGAAGAUAAAAAAGAGAAUGAAAAUAGUAUUGUUAUUCGUUUAGAGGCAUUUGACAAGCAUCAUACAGGAAGAAUUACGAUCUUCCAGACUAUGUACGCCUUGUAUACAUUAGGCUAUUCCUGGUUCUGUAUUAUUCCUGGUGCUAUCUUGAUGCAUCUUCGUCUGUCCCCCAUGACAUCUCCUUAUCAUUUCCCAUUUAUUUAUAGAUCACCGUUUGAUUUGAUUUUACUUCCAAUUUACACAAAGAAGUUGCAAACUGCCUUAACUUAUAAUACACCUAUAGUUCACCAGAAUAAAGAACAAGUUGAUAAAAUAGUGAAGAUUUAUGGUCAUCAACGAGGUCUUGGUUAUUGGGAUGGUAUCAGAGCUUUACGUUAUAUGGAAAAGGAUACAUUAAGGUGGUGGCAAGUUGGUUUGUGGGCUAUUCAUAGAAUUCAAUGGACAUUAAUUUAUACAAUGUUACAUGAACCAGAAUCAAGUGUCGUUACUGAACCCACCCUUUUAUCUUUAGUAUCAAAAAAUUAAAAUUUCUUUUAAUUAUUCCAUAUGUAACUUUGUUAAAAAAAAAUAAUAAAUUAUAUCAUUCGCGUCUAAA